AAUUCAAAUAACAUAAUGGGAAACCAUACAAGAGUGACAAUGUUCAUCUUGGCAGGCUUGACUGAAGACCCAGAAUUGAAAGUUGUGUUGUUUGUCUUCCUGCUGCUAACCUAUUUGCUCAGCAUCACAGGCAAUCUCAUAAUCAUCACACUCACCCUGGUGGACAUUCAUCUAAAUACUCCUAUGUGUUUUUUCCUUAGGAAUUUUUCUUUCUUAGAAAUUUCCUACACUACCACAUGCAUACCUAAGUUUCUAGUUAUUAUGGCAACUGGGGAUAAAACUAUUUCUUAUAACAGUUGUGUUACUCAAGUGUUUUUUGCAUUCCUACUUGGAGCAUCAGAGUUUUAUCUGCUGGCGGCUAUGUCCUAUGACCGCUAUGUGGCCAUCUGUAAGCCCCUGCAUUACACAACCAUCAUGAACAGCAAAAUCUGCAUACAGCUUCUCCUCAGUUGUUGGCUUGCUGGCUUUUUUGUCAUCUUCCCACCACUGCUCUUAGACCUGAAUCUUGAAUUCUGUGCCUCCAACAUUGUGGACCAUUUCUACUGUGACACCACCCCUCUCCUGCAGAUCUCCUGCACAGACACUCACCUGCUGGAGACCAUGGGGUUCGUCUCAGCUUUGGUGACACUCUUGGUCACACUGAUAAUGGUAAUAAUAUCCUACAUGCUUAUUGCCCUUACAAUUUUAAAAAUCCCUUCAACCAGUCAGAGGAAAAAGGCAUUUUCCACAUGUUCUUCUCAUAUGAUUGUAAUAUCUCUUUCAUAUGGCAGCUGCAUCUUCAUGUAUGUGAAGCCAUCAACCAAAGAAAGAAUAUCUUUUUCCAAAGGAAUUUCAGUUCUCAAUACCUCAGUGGCUCCACUUUUGAACCCUUUCAUCUAUACCUUGCGAAAUCAGCAAGUGAAAAAAGCCUUUGUUGAUUUGGUUCGUAGGGUUGUCAGUUUCUCCAGCAAAUGA
Cavia porcellus (domestic guinea pig) is the source of this 954-nucleotide messenger RNA. Its product is annotated as olfactory receptor 6C74-like. The coding region runs from base 16 to 954 and encodes 312 amino acids. Gene Ontology annotation, cellular component: membrane. The transcript has a single exon. Gene Ontology annotation, biological process: G protein-coupled receptor signaling pathway. Lineage: Eukaryota; Metazoa; Chordata; Mammalia; Rodentia; Caviidae. The record is from RefSeq and is a predicted model, not a curated record. Gene Ontology annotation, molecular function: G protein-coupled receptor activity; olfactory receptor activity.